Aricia agestis (brown argus) is the source of this 660-nucleotide messenger RNA. RefSeq lists its product as uncharacterized. The record is from RefSeq and is a predicted model, not a curated record. The coding region runs from base 1 to 660 and encodes 219 amino acids. The transcript is spliced from 3 exons. Gene Ontology annotation, molecular function: nucleic acid binding. Lineage: Eukaryota; Metazoa; Arthropoda; Insecta; Lepidoptera; Lycaenidae.
AUGAUCGAACGCUGGCAUCGAAGUCUCAAGAAUUCACUGAAAACAAGACUCAUCAACAGUAAUACAUCGUGGAUCGACGAGCUACCUACAGUUUUACUCGGACUACGCGCCGCCAUACGAGAGGACACCGGAGUCAGCGCCGCCGAAUUAACCUACGGCCGUAACCUACGUUUACCGGCUGACUUCUUCGAAACAACAUCAUCAUCGAGCCUAGAUCAUACCUACAUCGAGCAACUACGAAAAAACAUCAACUCUCUCAAGCCGAAAAACAAUGUACAGCACCACGGUAAUCAACGCAACAUCUUCAUACAUCGUGAUCUACUUACGUGCGAAUACGUAUUUUUACGUAACGACGCCGUAAGGAAACCACUUCAAACACCGUACGACGGGCCGUACAAAGUUCUUCGACGAGAAGAAAAAUACUACGUAAUACAACUACCCGAUCGCACAGCAACAGUAUCCAUCGAUCGUUUGAAGCCCGCCUACAUACUGAGAGAAGAUUACGUCGGCGAGUCAACGAGCAAUGUACAACAGUCACCGUGCAACACCGAUCAAGCAGAAGUUACCAGCAAGUCCAGCACAGAAGACAACAAGAACAGGCCGUGUCGUCAGACUGCCGCCAGCAAAAUGGAAGCCUUGGUAUGUGUAACAGAACAGUAA